Messenger RNA from Parastagonospora nodorum SN15, 3384 nucleotides. RefSeq lists its product as hypothetical. Gene Ontology annotation, molecular function: protein binding. The record is from RefSeq and is a predicted model, not a curated record. The transcript has 6 exons. Bases 1 to 3384 code for a protein of 1127 amino acids. Lineage: Eukaryota; Fungi; Ascomycota; Dothideomycetes; Pleosporales; Phaeosphaeriaceae.
AUGUUCAGCUGGUAUCAGAACGCAAAAAAGUGUUACGUUUACCUUUCAGACGUCGAGUACAACACUCCUGAUGCGGAAAGUGAAUCAAGCCCGAGAUGGAAGCCGGCCUUCAGGAAGAGCAAGUGGUUCAAUAGAGGUUGGACACUCCAGGAACUGCUUGCGCCUGCAUCGGUUGUAUUCUAUUCGAAAGAGGGAGACCUGCUAGGGGACAAACAGUCUCUAAAAGACACUAUCCAUGAGAUCACCGGAAUACCUAUCGAAGCUCUGCAAGGGAGUCCAUUAACCGACUUUAGCGUGGCCGAACGCUUUUCAUGGACAGAGUAUCGUGAGACAACACGCGAAGAAGACGCCGCAUACUGUCUGCUAGGCAUCUUUGGCAUCUACAUCGAAGAGAGGUUUAGCAAGAUCUGCAGCUGGCUUUCGGCGCCUGACCCAUCUACGAACUACCACAAAGCGCACAAGCAGCGGCAGGCUGAGACUGGGCUCUGGCUGCUGGAAAGCGCAAAGUUCACUAAAUGGAAGGAGAGUGCAGCAUCGCGACUGUGGCUGUACGGGAUUCCAGGCUGUGGAAAGACUAUCCUGAGCUCUACUAUCAUCCAGCAUCUGAUACAUCAUUGCGAUGAUGACGUUCGUGUAGUGACAGCAUACUUCUACUUCGACUUCAAUGAUGCACAAAAGCAGGAUGCAGAGCUAAUGCUGCGCUCGUUGCUCUGCCAGCUCCUGCAGCGUUCUUUGACGAUACCCAAGGGCGUUGACGCGUUGUUUUCGUCCUGCGAGAAUGGGCAACGGCAACCGUCAUUGGAUGCACUUUUAGAGGUAACGCGGCAGGCGAUGCAAGAGUUCGCGUACGUCUACGUCGUUGUCGAUGCUCUCGACGAAUGCACGCAGCGCUCUGAGCUGAUGGACAUGCUCGAAACGGUGGCUGGAUGGCGGCUUGACAACCUGCAUCUGCUUAUGACCAGCCGAAAAGAGCGGGAUAUUGAGACAUCCUUAGAGAGUUACGUCGGUGAAGAGGCCACUGUCUGUCUUCAGACAGAUGUAGUUGAUCAGGACAUACAACGAUACGUUCGACAAAGGCUGCGUGUUAACAAGGGCUUGGCAAAAUGGAACAAAGACGCUGCUAUUAGACAAGAGAUUGAGACUGCAAUGAUGCGCGGAGCUUGCGGGAUGUUUCGGUGGGCUGCAUGCCAGCUGGACACACUUGAAAAGUGUUGCAAUCGAGCGAUGCUGCGCAAGUCUCUUGCCACUUUGCCGCGAACGUUAGACCAGACAUACGACCGCAUUCUCUUCACGAUAAGCGAGGAAUAUUCUGAGUAUGCGAUGCGCAUCCUCCAAUGGCUGACGUUUUCUGCGCGGCCGCUGUCCGUCGAGGAGAUGGCUGAAGUCGUCGCUAUCGACGUGGCACGCGACCCAGCGUUCGACCGUGACGAGGUGCUAGAAGACCCGCUAGAAGUGCUGAACAUUUGCUCGAGUCUAGUCACUAUUACAAGGAGUGAAGCGGAUGGAACAUCAAGGCCUGCUCAACAGAUCAUCGCUCUAGCACACUACUCAGUCCAGGAGUACCUUGUGUCGGACAGGAUCAAGCAAGGAUCAGCAAAGCAGUACAAUGUCGGCGCUGGCACGAUACUGAUUAAAGCAGGCGCUGAGGUUGAUGCACAGAAUGGAGACUACGCUUCAUCUGAAGGCCACGAGCUAAUAGUCAAGAUGCUGCUCGACAACAAGGCCAAUAUCAACGCGCAAGGUGGCAAAUAUAGCAAUGCGCUCCAGGCAGCUGCAGCUGCAGGUCACCAAGCAAUAGUACAGCUGCUUCUUGAUAACGGUGCGGAUGUCAACAGACAGGGUGGUCUCUAUGGCAACGCUCUAAAUGCGGCUGCAGCUGAGUGUCAUGCAACCAUCGUCAAGCUCUUACUCGAGAAUGCUGCCGAGAUCUCGCGACACGAUGACCAAGGGAAGAGUGUUCUGCAUCAUGCUACGAACAGCGCGUAUUGCACUCACACUCUCGUCGAGUUUCUGCUCUCACAAGGUGCUCCGGCAAACACGAUCGACAUGGAGAACAUGACUCCACUACAUUACAGCGUCAAGCUCGGCCACGAACGCAUAGCAGGAUUGCUUCUUGACAACGGGGUGUCCAUUGAUGCCGGUGUUCAUCGAAAGACAUGUUCUCGGAACACCGUCAAGACCGACCCCUCUUGCCGGAUGUCGAUUCCAGAGUCCAAGCCCGAUAUCUCCUGUAUUUCAGCUGGUCUAACGCCUUUACACUUCGCUGCCUUGGCUGGCAAUUCGGUCAUGACCAAGUUCCUGCUGAAGCGUGGCGCUGAUCCGAACGCUCUGUCCGAAUACAACGAGUCCCCGAUGCAUCUCACGUUACGUAAGACCCUGCACGGACCAAAGUAUGCCGACGAUUGGACCAACCAGGACUGGAGGGUAGAAAAUUUGUUAGAUUUCCUGGACUUUGAAGACGAGACCGAUGCAAUUCAUGCGGACAUAAGAACGCAUCGUGAAGGCGUGCUCGAUGCAAUGUUCGCAGAUGUUAGAACCAGUUUGACGAUCAGAGACCAUCACCAUGACCACCCUUUGCACUGCGUCGAGUAUGGGAAAUUUGGAAGUGUGGAGAUGGUCGAGAAACUAGUGUCUAGAGGAGCAAAUCCGUUCGAAAGGAACAUGAAGCAGCAGAGCGCACUGCAUCUUGCUAGUCAAGCUGGCAACCACGACGCGGUCGCUGUUCUACUUUCCCUUGGAGUUGAACUUGCCUUGACGGACUCUGAGGGACUCCAUGCUCUUCACCACGCCGCACGGAGUGGAAACCAUCAAACAAUCAAUAUCCUUCUAGAAACAGCUAUGGCAACAAGACCAAGCUUACUGGUGUCGAAGGACACUUUGGGUAGAAACUCGCUCCACCACCUGUUGUCUACGACCUCUAGGGUUCAGCAUGAGACAUUACAGUUGAUGCUCGACAAGGGGAUAGAUGGUUCAGAGUUGGAUGCAUCUGGCAACUCACCGUUGGCAAGCUACUUCAAAGGACAUUGGUUGGGACCUAAUGUGAACAUCUGCCAACAAUUGCUUUUGGUCAAAGGAAGCUCUUUGUUUGUUGACAGAAAAGGACAAAACCUUGGACACUUAUGCGCUUCGACUUUGAGAUGCAGCGUUCGAGUUUUCGAAACCCUGAGGGAACACGGUGUUGAUCUGACACAAAAAGACUUACAAAGCAGGACACUAUUGCACUGUGCUGCGUUAAGAGGAUCCAUUACCGAAGAAUCCCUGCAUUACCUUCUCCAUGUUAUCGGGGUUGAGAUUAAUGCAGAGGACGCGCUCUGGAAAAACAGCGUUACAGCAUGCAACAGAGAUGGCAUCGAAAGACCGCAACCCACGAAUAUUCGAUCCUAG